UUCUUGGUUUCCUAUACCCUUUCAUUCUAGCCUGCGUGUAGCCGUACCAUCCCUCCAAAGAAGUAUUUUCCGUUUCUCCUUGGCGGGGGGAAGGUAAGGCUUUACGUAGGCUCUUCAUUAAAAACAAGAUGGCGGUUCGAAUCCUAGCGUUUGGUAAUAGUUUGACGGAAGGUUGGUGCGAAUUUGGGACUAGAUUCCAUCCUUAUACCCUUAAACUGCAAAAUCUUAUAGAAUCCGAGUGCAAGACAGAAUCUAUUGAUAUUGUAAACAGGGGCGUGAGCGGUGAAACCAUUGACGAAAUGAACGCUCGACUUCCUGAGGUUUUGGACGAGGGUGGCCCGUUCGACAUAGUGAUCAUCCUGGGAGGCACAAACGACCUUGGCAUGCGUCUUGAUGAGAACGGAGAGCCUUUAUUCAGUCGUUUGAGAUCGCUGCACGAGCUAGCUCUUCGACAUUCUCCUCUAUCAGUGGCUGUGACUGUCCCGGAAACCGGUUACGAAACUAUGGAUGGGUACACUGUCGUCAGAGAGAAACGAUUGCAAGUGAACGCGCUUUUAAAGAAUUUUGUACAACAAUGUGGAAGUAAAAUGCUUGUCUCCGACCUGGCUACAAAGUUACCGCGGGAAUCGCUGAGUGAUGAGGAUCGUAGAACACUUUGGGCAGAUCAUCUUCAUUUUUCUCCUGCGGGAUACGACAGAAUGGGUGAAAUAAUAUUUGAGGAUAUAAGGCAUUGCCUUUCUAAAACUUUGAACGCAUGA
Messenger RNA from Pocillopora damicornis (cauliflower coral), 758 nucleotides. RefSeq lists its product as uncharacterized. The record is from RefSeq and is a predicted model, not a curated record. NCBI's taxonomy places the organism in Eukaryota, Metazoa, Cnidaria, Anthozoa, Scleractinia, Pocilloporidae.